Molecule: messenger RNA, 3767 nt
Organism: Aspergillus versicolor CBS 583.65
Lineage: Eukaryota; Fungi; Ascomycota; Eurotiomycetes; Eurotiales; Aspergillaceae
Product: formin-binding protein HOF1
Exons: 7
Coding region: 434-3328 (964 amino acids)
Biological process (GO): cytoskeleton organization
Cellular component (GO): mitotic actomyosin contractile ring, proximal layer; cytoplasmic side of plasma membrane; plasma membrane
Molecular function (GO): protein binding; phospholipid binding
Source: RefSeq, a predicted model, not a curated record
CAAUAAUGAACAUUAACAGAUUAAAAAACACAAGUAAAGAAACGAUAUCCACAGUUAAAUGUUCAUGAAUGUCUAGAUCGCGAUCGCGAGUGGGCUUGGCGCCGUCGCCGAUCACAGAGAGAGUUGGCAGACAGUUGGCGAUGGUUGCCCCGAGAGACGCGCCAGUAAAUAAUUACCCAGCGCCCAUUCCACUCCCCACGAGACCAUACCUGUCUAUCUCCACCAGUUCCAGCUGCUUCUGCUGUUUCUCUUCAGUACUGCUCCAGCUGCAACUGGGGGCUGUUUCAAUUGCUUUCGUUGCCAAUUUACUCGAAUCUUCCUGUGCCUUUUAGCGGAUGCUCUUCUAUAUCCUGGGCUGACCCGUCCUGUCUCACGAUCGUUAAAUGAGCAAAGGCUGGCCAAAGCUCAACAAAUCCAACACAUCAUAAUUGCUAUGCCGGGAACUGUUGCAGAUGGGCCCACGGUGGCCCUCUCUUUUGCGAAUAACUUCUGGGGAAAAGAAGAUGCCGGUGUUACACCCAUGCUGGAGCGUAUGCACGCUUCGAAGACGUCGUGCGAUGAAUUGAAGACCUUCUACAGCAUCCGCACCGCAAUUGAGGAUGAAUACGCACGCAAGCUGCUCACACUAUGCCGCAAGCCCCUUGGAGCCAAUGAGACGGGCUCACUUCGAGCAUCAUUUGAUACUGUGCGAGGAGAAACAGAGGCCAUUGCAAAAGCUCAUGCUGCAAUCGCGGGGCAGAUGAAACGAGAACUAGAAGAGCCCUUGCUGGCCUUUGCAGGGGGUAACAAGGAGCGAAGGAAGAUUAUUCAAAAUGGGAUUGAGCGCAUUCACAAAACCAAAAUGCAGCAAACCCAGACAGUGAAUAAGACACGGGAUCGAUACGAGCAGGACUGCUUGAGGAUUAAAGGUUAUCUCGCGCAGGGGCAUAUGGUGAUGGGCCAGGAAGAGCGAAAGAACAAAGCGAAGCUCGAGAAGACCCAGAUCCAACUUGCCUCUAGCAGCAGUGAAUACGAUGCCGCAGUCAAAGUCCUCGCAGAUACGACUGUUCGCUGGAAUAAGGAAUGGAAGUCCGCUUGCGAUAAAUUCCAAGACCUUGAAGAAGAGCGGAUCGAUUUUACUAAGAGCAGCCUCUGGACUUACGCCAACAUUGCCUCCACAGUGUGCGUGAGCGAUGAUGCUGCAUGCGAGAGGAUUCGCCUUGCGCUCGAGAAUUGCGAGGUCGAGAAGGAUAUCGUCUACUUUAUUAAGGAAAGGGGUACGGGCCAGGAAAUCCCCGAUGCCCCCAAGUUCAUCAACUUCUCCCGGGGAGACGUAAACGAUGCCAGCUCCGACAUAUCUGAAGAGGAAGGAUACUCAGUGGCCCAGUUCCAGCGCACCAUCAACCCAGCGUUCCGAAGCUCUUCUCCGCAACCAUCUACGUAUGAGUCCCAUCAUGACGCAGAGCCUGAACCGACGAUUCCGGCUCAGAAUGGACCUUCCACGCCAUCGAGCAGAGAAGCUACGGUCACACCGCAAAAGCCGAUGCAGCCACCAAUGCAACAAGCGGCACAGCAGCAGCAGCAACAGCAGCAACAGCCCAAUCCGCUGGAUCUUCGCCGCGGAGGUCAUCUCCCGCCGAACUACGACCCGAACCAGCACGGCGAAAUUGCAGCUAUACCGCACAACGCGUACCCAACGGAUGGUAUGACAAUGUUUUGCCGAACUGGUCCUCCAUCCGAACGCAGCUCAGGAACUGCCAGUGGCUACCGGCCAUCCAGCCGAGACUCCCAGAGUGAAGUUUCUAACGCAACUUCAGUAUCAAGUCAAGAGCCUACCAGUGCCAGACAAUCUCCGACCAAGCCGACGAAUGGUGUGGCCCUUCCAGGAAUAGGUGGUGGGGGAGAGCCACAGCCGUCCCCGAAGAAGAAAUUCUUCAGCAACAGCCCGUUCCGACGCAAGAGCCGUCAUGACAAGGACCGUAACUCAGGCUCUUCUCAGCCACCCAGCCGGAGAACUUGGGAUCCCCCGUCCAAGCAGACCAGCCCUAUCAAAGCUCCAACGCCUCAGAGGCCUCCACAGCCUCAACAGAUUCAAGUUCCGAAGGCGAUGGAUGAUAUUAAGCGAUCUGCUAGCCCCGAGCCGGUUGAUCCACGGGCUAACUUCCAAUUGAACGUCGGAAAUAAUGUGUUUGACGUUGCAUCUCCAGAUAAGAAUAAACCCCAGAAGGGAGCGCAGCCGCCAAAAGAAGGAGAUGACCUUGACCCCAUUGCACGUGCUUUGGCAGACCUGAAAGGCGCUGGUGGUGGGAAGCAGUCAGCAACCCGGGUCUCUGCUGAUAGAUACCAUGGCAUUGCUACACCUGUUCCGUCAGCACCUGCGUCGAACUACAGCGCAAAUUCAGCGGCCGCUCCUCCCCCGGCAUAUAAUGAUCCAUCGGUAAAGCGCCUCGGAGCUCCUCAGCCGGCUUUCACUUCCAAACAAAUGCAACAGACCACACAACAGUACACAGGUCAGACGCAGAACGUGCUUCGAGGCAAGGCGAACCCUACUUCAAUGUCGACCCGCAGCCCCAGGCAAUCACAGGAAGUCCCCCGUGCCAAAUCACCCGCACCUGCACCUAGACGGAGUGCAAGUCCCCAACCGCAACCUAGCCCUCGUGGUGGGGGUUCACGCAUGAGCCAAUAUAGCCGAGCCGCGAGCCCGAACCCAAGUAAUUAUCAAUCAAACAGCGUGAAGAGCCGCUACAGCCAGUCUCCAGGUGUUUCCACUCCGCCCCAACGCCCCUCUGACGGGCCAUACUCCCCGCAUGACUUCGCAAAACGAGGAUCUUUCAGCGCUGCCCCCUCACCCACUACGGCCACUUCCCCUGGAGGAGCCUCCCCAAACGAGUAUGCUCAGCGAUCUUCGCAGAACUCAAUGCCUCGAGCCGUAUCCCCCCAGCCGCAAUUCAAACAGCAGGCUCGCCCGUCGAGCGCUGGGGGCAUGGAGCUACAGAUUUCUCAACCUGACAUGUACGGUGGCAGUGGUGACGGCUACGGCUCCCCACAGAGAGAACCUAGGAGACCGAUGUCAUACUAUGACGGUGCAAGCCAGCGCAGUCGGUCAAGGGGCAGAUCUAUGGCUGUUGCGGAUCCCGGAAGACAAUUCAGCCGUGAUGGCCGUCCAAUUUUACAUUUCGCCCGCGCACUAUACAGCUAUACCGCAGCCAUUCCCGAAGAGCUUGGUUUCGGAAAGGGCGACGUCCUCUCCGUGAUCAGACUCCAGGAUGACGGCUGGUGGGAAGCUGAAGUUACCACAACCCGCAUGAGAACUGGGUUGGUGCCGAGUAACUACCUCCAGAUUAUCUAGAUCUGAGUGACGAUCUAUUAUAAUCUAUCAAUCUAUACUCGACUAUCUCAAUGUGGGCCAGCCAUGUGAUGAACAAUCUCACGGCCAAUUACGACGGGAAUUUCUUUUCUUUGCUUUUUAUGUGUUCACGAUGUAGAUACCUUGAUGUAUACGCCUUUUUGCCUAAUUUUUUUUCUUUCUUUUUCUAUUACCCAGUCCCCGAUCUUGACCAUCCUUGGUGACGCUCGCUUUUUAUUGAUUGACUCCUAUGCCCUGAGUAUGUCUGUCGUUUCUGAUAAUAAUGUCUCUUUGUCUCUCGUUUUUGAUUCUUUCUACCGCAGGCUUUGAUCUUUGAAUUGUUUUGAGUUUCUUUAUUCUGUGUUUGGUCCGUGAUAAUGCCUUCAGAAUGACACUUAUGCUUCUCCACAAACUGAAACAUUCAGCUGAACCGGUUCGACAG